This is a messenger RNA of Haemorhous mexicanus (house finch), 754 nucleotides long. RefSeq names its product T-cell surface glycoprotein CD3 gamma chain-like. Gene Ontology annotation, cellular component: membrane; alpha-beta T cell receptor complex; external side of plasma membrane. NCBI's taxonomy places the organism in Eukaryota, Metazoa, Chordata, Aves, Passeriformes, Fringillidae. Gene Ontology annotation, molecular function: transmembrane signaling receptor activity. Gene Ontology annotation, biological process: cell surface receptor signaling pathway; positive thymic T cell selection. The coding region runs from base 86 to 598 and encodes 170 amino acids. The record is from RefSeq and is a predicted model, not a curated record. The transcript is spliced from 5 exons.
CCUGACGCAGCCCGGGCGGGAGGUGCCUCGUGGUGACAGCUGUCCCCACGUCCUGGAGCGGGGACAGAGCCACCACCGCCGUGCCAUGCCGGGGGGAAAGGCCCUGAGUGCCUGGGGGCUGCUGGCCAGCCUGGCCGUGGCCAGCUGGGGGGUCCGAGGGCAGAUAUUCGUGAAGGAAUUCAGUGGGAAGGUGUUCCUGGAGUGUGUGAGAAGCCAAGGCAAGAACAUCACGUGGUGGAGAGAUGGGAGCGCUGUCGGGCACGAGGCACAGCUGGACCUGAGCAGCGUUUACGACGACCCCAGGGGCCUCUACGUGUGUGAGACAGGAGACAAAAGGAGCAGCCUCCAGGUGCACUAUCGCAUGUGCCAGAACUGCAUCGAGGUGGACGCUCCCACCAUCUCGGGCAUCCUCGUCGCCGACGUGGUGGCCACGCUGUUCCUGGCAGUGGCCGUGUACUGCGUCACUGGCCAUGACAGGGGACACACCUCGCGAGCCUCUGACAAGCAGAACCUGAUCUCCAACGAGCUCUACCAGCCCCUGGGAGAGAGGGAGGAGGAGCAGUACAGCCGGCUGGCUCCCGCCCGUGCCCGCAAGUGAGGAGGAAGACUCUGGGACUGCCUUCAUCAGCGUGCUGGCUUUGCCUGGGGGUCCCUCCAGGGUGGGCUGCUUGCAGCCCUGUGCUCAUUCCACACCUCUUGCACUUCUCUAUUCAUGCCAUUAAAGAUGAGCCUGUCCCACAGGCUCCCUGCUCCA